Molecule: messenger RNA, 1307 nt
Organism: Sinocyclocheilus anshuiensis
Lineage: Eukaryota; Metazoa; Chordata; Actinopteri; Cypriniformes; Cyprinidae
Product: techylectin-like protein
Exons: 3
Coding region: 62-424 (120 amino acids)
Biological process (GO): platelet aggregation; positive regulation of heterotypic cell-cell adhesion; blood coagulation, common pathway
Cellular component (GO): fibrinogen complex
Molecular function (GO): protein-macromolecule adaptor activity; extracellular matrix structural constituent
Source: RefSeq, a predicted model, not a curated record
UGCUAAAUUUCUCCAGAUCUGUUCAGAUGAAGAAAAAAAUAAACCCUCAUCUACAUCUUGAAUGGGCUGCAUUUUUCUAAACCACUCAAGCAAAAAUUCUUGCUUUGGCAGGAUUGAGAACGAGGACAACCUCUAUCGUCUCCAUGUAUCAGGAUUCAGUGGUACAGUUGAGGACUCGUUUGGUUGGUACCAUGACAAGCAAAGCUUCAGCACUCCAGACACAGGUGACAUCUGUGCUGAGAUAUCUCACGGAGGCUGGUGGUACCAUCAGUGCUUCUUCGCCAACCUCAAUGGAGUGUAUUAUAAGGGGGGGCGUUACUCUGCCAAAGGGAAGAAUCUUCUGGGGCCUGAUGGGAUUGUGUGGUACUCUUGGAAGGACUCAGAUUACUACUCCUUGAAGAAGCUUCAGACUAUUUUACCAUGAGAUAAACAUAUCUGCACCAUCCAUAGAGACUCUUUCUGCCUAUCACACACUAGCAGGAAGGGUGGAACAAACCAGCAAAUGAACGUGGCACUGGAAUGAAAGAGGUUUUGAGGGGCAUCACAUGAUUUGAUGAUUAUUUGCAUUACAAAGUCCCAGACAAAAUAAGGGACUCCUUAUGGUCAAAAAUGGAAAAAGUCCAAACUGAAGCUGCCUCAAGAUUAAGGGAAGGAAAUAGUUUUGGAGGAGAAAGUCUGUUUCUUUGCUUGAGGUCACGCUCACAUGAACUCUCACAAACUGAGGUCAUCAUGCUCAUUUCCUCUAAGGCCAGAGAUUUGUUUCCUCUUCCAAAGAGAGAAAACUGACCCUGAGCUAGCAUAAAUACUGGAUAAUUCUACCAUCUUCUCAAAAAGGAUAUUUUUGUGCUCCUGCUAGAACUGCAAAAUCAAUUUUGACACAAGGCCAAAAAAUGCAGAGCAUUCAUGGCCAUCACAACUCUCCUCACAACUCACGACUUGGAAAGGUAUAAAGAAAGAUUUAUUACACACUGGAUGGCUAGUUAAAAACACAUUUUAUACACUGAGUGUGACAAUGAGACAUUUUUAGUUUUGUUUUGCAUAGAACAUUUUACCACAGGUAAAAGACAAUGUCCUUAUUGCUUUUAUCCAAUACAUACCACUAAAUAUGUCAUAUUUAAUUUCACAUCCUACAAGAAAAUAAAAUCAUGUCAGACAAUUUAAGAUGUUAAUAAACUCAUCUGGUUUAGAUGGCCCAGUCUAAGUGAACGCGUCCCGGAGAGACCUCAAUUUACACAGAGAGAAUUAAAUGUCUUAAAGGAGUAGUUCACUCAUAAAUGAAAAUUUGCUGAAAAUGUACUCACCGUCAG